AUGGGGGCAGGGGUGGGGGAGGAGGAGGGGCUGCAGCAACCACCGCGGCAAACGAACCUCCGGAAGUUCCGUCGCUGGCAGUGCCAGCAGGUCCGGGCCCUGCGCGACCAGGCCAAGAGCUCCUGGAAGCAGCUGGUGGGGGUGGAGAGCGCCUGCAACGUAGACUGCAAGUUCAAGCUGAACACCCACAAGAUGCUCUUUGUCACCAACGCGGAGGACUACAUGUACCGCCGGGGGGCCCUCUCGCGGGCCAGUCGGGCCCAGCCCCUCGUCUUGCUGCGGCACCACCGGCGCUUUGAGGAGUGGCACCAGGGCUGGCUGGGGAGGCACGUGGCCGCGGAGUCAGCGGAGCUGGUCCAGGACUGGCUGAUGGGGGACGAGGAUGAGGACUUGGUGCCUUGCAAGACCACCUGUGAGACCACCAGCAUCCACGGGGUGCCCGUCAACCGCUACCGGGCCCAGGCAGGCAGCGGCUAUGGGCUUAGAAGCAAGACUAUGGGCCCAACAGCACCACUGACGACGAGCAGGCCUCCCCUUCCGUUGGGCUGUGGUCCCCGAGCUAUCCCCGGGCAGGUGGUGCGGCACAACGGCACCCUCUUCCUAGCCAUCCCUGCCGCGUCCCGCCUGCAGCUCAGCAGCCGGCUUUUCACCCUCCUCCUGCCCUGCGCCUACCUGGCCAUCUUCCUGGUGGGGCUGCCCCUGAACGGGCUGGCGCUGGUGGUACUGGCCGCCCACGUGGAGAAGCUGCCCUCCACCGUCUUCCUGAUGAACCUGGCCGUGGCCGACCUGCUGCUGGCGCUCCUCCUCCCCUUCAAGAUAGCCUACUACUUCCUGGGCAACCACUGGCCCUUCGGCGAGGGGAUGUGCCGCUUCGCUGCCGCCGCCUUCUACGGGAACAUGUACGGCUCCAUGCUCCUGCUGGCUUGCAUCAGCGUGGAUCGCUACCUGGCUGUGGCUCACCCCUUCUUUGCCCGCUCCUGCCGCAGCCUGGCCCUCGCCACGGGCACCUGCGCAGUCGUUUGGUUGGCAGCUGUCCUCCUAGUCGUGCCCCUCACCCUCCACCGCCAGUCCUUCCCCUUAAACGGGACGGGGCUCACCGUGUGCCACGACGUCCUGCCCCGCGUCCAGGAGGCUGGGUACUACUACUACUACUUCCUCUGCCUCGUGACCUGCGGCUUCCUCGCCCCUCUGCUGGCCAUGGUGCUCAGCUCCGGGGCCACCCUUCGGGCCCUGCUGGGCAGCGGGGAGAGGUAUGCCACCGCCAUCAAGCUCACGGCCCUGGUCCUCUCCACCAUGCUGGUCUUCUACACCCCCAGCAACGUUCUGCUGCUCCUCCACUACACAGACUCCUGCUCCCAGCGCCAGGAGGGCACCCUCUACGUGGCCUACAUGGUCAGCCUGGCCCUCACCGCUUGCAACAGCUGCGCCGACCCCUUCGUCUACUACUAUGCCUCUGAGGAGUUCCGGGCCAAGGAGGCCAGAAAGCAGCUCCGCUGGCCGGCUCCGCCUCCUUUGGCCCUUCUCCUGCUGCCCUGA
Heteronotia binoei (common prickly gecko) is the source of this 1536-nucleotide messenger RNA. RefSeq names its product F2R like thrombin or trypsin receptor 3 (gene F2RL3). Gene Ontology annotation, cellular component: membrane. The record is from RefSeq and is a predicted model, not a curated record. NCBI's taxonomy places the organism in Eukaryota, Metazoa, Chordata, Lepidosauria, Squamata, Gekkonidae. Gene Ontology annotation, biological process: thrombin-activated receptor signaling pathway; phospholipase C-activating G protein-coupled receptor signaling pathway; positive regulation of Rho protein signal transduction. Gene Ontology annotation, molecular function: thrombin-activated receptor activity.